This is a messenger RNA of Drosophila willistoni, 3836 nucleotides long. It is a transcript of the gene AspRS-m, whose product is annotated as aspartate--tRNA ligase, mitochondrial. The transcript has 7 exons. Gene Ontology annotation, biological process: aspartyl-tRNA aminoacylation. Gene Ontology annotation, cellular component: mitochondrion; cytoplasm. NCBI's taxonomy places the organism in Eukaryota, Metazoa, Arthropoda, Insecta, Diptera, Drosophilidae. Bases 241 to 3477 code for a protein of 1078 amino acids. Gene Ontology annotation, molecular function: ATP binding; aspartate-tRNA ligase activity. The record is from RefSeq and is a predicted model, not a curated record.
UAUAAAGUUGUUAUUUUCCUAUUGUGUUUUAAAAAGUUCGUAGUUUUGCAUUCGAAAAUCAAAAAGAGAAUACUGGCACUUCAAUCGCUUGCCUUGCUAAGAAACAUUUGGCGUAGUCAGCAGCAAUUGCAGCUACAACAAUUGGUCAAAGGAUUUGGCGUAGUAAGUAAGAAGAAGAGUUCCCACAGUUUGCCGAGUGAAAACCCAGAGCGCCAGCCGGCGGCUGAUUGUGGUCACAUCAUGAGUGGAAGAUAUCGUGGAAGCGGUGGCGGUGGCGGAGGCGGACGUUAUGGCGGCGGCGGCGGUGGUGGCGGAGGAGGCUAUGGCGGCGGCGGUGGUGGUGGCUAUAAUGAUUUUGAUAAUUAUCGCGGUGGCGGUGGCGGCUAUAAUGAUAAUUAUGGACCAGGACCAGGACCGAAUCCCUUUAACAUGGGUCCAAAUAUCUCAGGCAACGAUCUGAUGCAAUUAAUGAGUGCCAUGGCCAGUAAUUUUAGUAUGAACUCUCAACCACCGCAACCUAUGCGCCAAAGCUGUGGUGAAUUGCGUAACCAUCAUUGUGGCCUAUUUGUGGAAUUGUCUGGACGUUUGAUCAAAAAACGCGUCAAUCGAUUCGCCGAGCUGCGUGAUCGUAAUGGAGGCGCCUGUCAACUGGUCGUUCUGGAGGAUAAACAUCCACGUGUGGCCCGUCGCAUGAACAAUAUGCCCGAGAAUACCACCUUAACAAUUGUGGGUCAAGUGAUGCGUAGACCACACAAUUCAUGCAAUCAAACCAUGCCCACUGGCGAAAUCGAAGUGGAAGUCCAGGAUAUUCUAAACAUACAUUUUCCCACCAGCGGCACAAAGCGAGCUGGAGAUAAACGAACCUAUAGCACCAUGGUGCAACAGCAGAGCACUUUGGGCAUCACCAGUACCGAAUACAAGAUAGCCAAGAAUGAUAACAUUUUGAAAUACUUUGAGAAUCGCGAUUUAACCUGCAAUGAUUUGAGACGCGAUGAUGUGGGUAAAUCGGUGACACUUGUGGGUUGGAUACCAUCUACAAAGAAUAAUAAAUUUCUACAACUUAAAGAUGGUUAUGGCCAGACACAAUUAAUGAUUGAAGAUCAAUCGUUAAUGGACACAUUCCUCUCGACGCCUGAUCAAACAGUUCUCCAAAUCGUUGGUAAAGUUCUGGGCAGGCCCAAGGCAAACAUUAAUUUAAAAUAUGAUACUGGCGAAGUGGAAGUUAGUGUGACAAGUGUAAAAAUUCUCAAUCCCGAUGAUCCCUACGAGGGUCCCAUUAAGGCCAAAGAAAAGCAGCAAAAGUUAUCCAUUGAUGAUUUGGAAAAUGAAGAGGCUGCUGUCUCUAGCUCGGCUUCAGCAUUGGCCAAUAAUGGUGAGAAUGCAGAACAUCAAAACGAAUCGGAGGCCAAAAAUGGUACCACCACUUCAGGACAGUUUGAGAAAAUCGCUGAUACCAAUAAAUUUGCCGAUCGUACACAUAAUUGUGGAGAACUCACCUCCAAUGAGAUUAACGAUAAGGUUGUCAUCUGCGGUUGGCUCGAAUUCCAAAGGAUGAAUAAGUUUUUUAUUUUACGCGAUGCCUAUGGGCAGACCCAGGUCUUGUUGUUGCCCAAAACAAAGGGUCUGGAGGAAUAUGUGGAUACUGGAGUGCCGAUUGAGUCGAUUGUAAGAGUGGAGGGAACGGUUAUACCUCGACCGGCAGCUACCAUCAAUCCCAAAAUGCAAACCGGUCACGUUGAAGUCGAGGCUGAUAAUGUCACAGUUCUGAAUCCAGCUAAAAAGAAUUUACCAUUCGAAAUACGGAAAUUUAAUCGAGCUGGAGAGCGUUUACGCCUAACUCAUCGCUAUCUUGAUCUGAGAUUUAAUGAUAUGCAACAUAAUCUACGACUACGUUCAUCGGUGAUCAUGAAGAUGCGCGAAUAUCUCAUUAAUUAUUUAGGUUUCGUUGAGGUGGAGACGCCCACGCUAUUUCGCCGCACACCUGGCGGAGCGCAAGAGUUUGUGGUACCCACUCGUAAGGCAGGACAUUUCUAUUCCCUGGUCCAGAGCCCACAGCAAUUCAAACAGAUGCUGAUGUCGGGUGGCAUGGAUCGCUAUUUCCAAGUAGCUCGCUGCUAUCGGGAUGAGGCCACAAGACCGGAUCGUCAGCCGGAAUUCACACAGCUUGAUAUUGAAUUAUCAUUUACCAGUCGUGAUGAUAUAAUGCAGUUAAUUGAGGAGACUUUGAGAUACUCGUGGCCCAAACAUUUGUCCAAAUUGCAGACACCUUUCCGUCGGAUUACCUAUGAGGAGGCAUUAGAAAAAUAUGGCUGCGAUAAGCCAGAUACACGAUUCGGUCUCCUUUUGAACAAUGUCACCGAUAUUAUAGAGAAAUCUGAUGAAUUUAAAGAGAAAUACGAUGAUUUUGGGGCCUAUGCCAUUGUGGUGCGAGCCAGUGAAGCCUUCUGGAACGGGGCCGCUCGUAAGCAUUAUGAAGGCUUGGGAAAAGACUUUAAGGGCACAUUAUUUGUCCGAAAAUUCAUGUAUUCAAAGGAUGUCGAAGAGCGUCUUACUAAAUUGCUGGGCGAACAAGUCGCAAAGGAGGUCACUGAGAAAUUUGAUUUGGAGGAAAAUGAUUUACUCUUCUUGGGCAUUGGUCCCAAAGAGGAAACGCGCAGUUUACUGGGACGUAUUCGCUUGGAUUAUCACGAGUUUCUGGUUGAGAAUGGAAAGGCAAAGAAACCGCAUGAAUAUCGCUUCCUUUGGGUUAUAGAUUUUCCACUUUUCGAACGAAAUAGUCAGACCAAUCAAUUGGAAAGUGUUCAUCAUCCAUUUACCGCACCGCAUCCUGAGGAUUUGGAUAAUUUUGCCAACCAAUGUGACAAUUUGGAGAGCAUACGGUCUCAGGCCUACGAUUUGGUGUUAAAUGGCCAAGAAGUUGGCGGUGGUUCUAUACGGCUACACGAUCGAGAUAUGCAGCAUUUCAUAUUGGAUCAAGUCCUUAAAAUACCCCACGAGCAUUUGUCACAUUUGUUGAGUGCCCUAGAGUCGGGUUGUCCACCACACGGUGGUAUUGCUUUGGGACUCGAUCGACUUAUAGCCAUAUUGUGUCGAGCUCGAUCCAUACGCGAUGUUAUUGCAUUCCCCAAAUCCUUGAAUGGUCGCGAUCCGUUGUCGAAUGCACCCAUAGCCAUAUCCGAUGAGGAAAUGAAACUCUAUCAUUUGGCUGUUGUCGAGGCUACCGAAGAGGAGGAGGCAGCCGAGCGAGCAGCAGAGGCAAACAGCACGAAUAAUGGCCAGGAAGACGAUGAUCCAGAUGCUGAAAGAGCUCCACCCUCACCCAUGUCGGGCGUUAGCGACACGGAACAGCAGCAGCAGCACCAAAGCGCUGAUAUGGAUGUCGAAAUUAAGCAGGAAUUUGAUGAAUCUGGCAAUGUUAUAACUGCUCCAGCAGCUACAGCGACUCCCGCUAAAAGAACUGUCAAAAAGAAGAUCUAAAUAGAUGGUUAAGAGUGCUCAGGAAAUAGUUUAACACCCACAAAAUCAGUAAAACACAAAGAAACACACAUUUUAAUUUUAAGGUCGGUGAGCAAAAUAAUGGAGGCGUGGCAGUUGCAGCUAGCAGCAAAAGCAAAACUAAAAGGAUCAAGUCACACAUCGAAAUUCUGAACAAUUUCAACGGCUGGCAUAAAACCCGAUUUCAAUAUAUAUAUAUAUAUAUAUAUUUAUAUAUAUACCAUUUUACAAUUACUUAUAUAAUUACACAUUGCAUACAAAAAAAAGUGCUAAUUGUAUUCACAAGAAUUGUUUCAUAUAUAAAUUAAUAAAAUGCUUGAAAAAUAAUAUAAAUAUUAAAA